Scomber scombrus (Atlantic mackerel) is the source of this 8091-nucleotide messenger RNA. Its product is annotated as zinc finger protein 462-like. Gene Ontology annotation, cellular component: nucleus. The transcript has 11 exons. NCBI's taxonomy places the organism in Eukaryota, Metazoa, Chordata, Actinopteri, Scombriformes, Scombridae. Gene Ontology annotation, biological process: regulation of gene expression. The coding region runs from base 177 to 7583 and encodes 2468 amino acids. The record is from RefSeq and is a predicted model, not a curated record.
AGAAAGUUUCUACUCGCGGGAAAGAUGGCGGAAAUGUGCAGUUUCUCCACUUUAUUAACACCAGCGACUCAAAACAUCACCUUUUAAAAGCCUCGUCCUGUGUUUCUCUCCAUUUGUGUGUCACUGCUAUGAUUAUAUACAGUAUGUAAUGCUCGGGGUAAAGAGAGGAAUGCAAGAUGCAAAAAGAUUCAAUGCACUCUACCACUCCUGGUCAUAUGAUGCACAAUGAACCUGUCCCUCAAGAAUCCCCAGUGAAGUCUUUUCAUUGUAGUCACUGUCCACUCAGCUUCAAAUCUGAGGUCUUCCUUUUUGAACAUCUCAACAAUGUGCAUGACUACUCUGUGGAUGCUUCUCUCAGAGACGCUGGUUUAACUGGGACUAACAAAGCCAGCAAUGACAAAAACAGUGACACAACAAGAAGUACCUUUGAAUGCCAGCACUGUGAUUUUAAAGCUUCUUCUUGGGAUGAUUAUAAAAAACAUGAAACGUGUCACAAAGAAUCAGUCAAUCAGAAUGUGAAAGGAAAGACGACAUCUGUCAUUUCUGCAAACCAGAAAGCUGCAGGGGCAAAAGAGAUUUCAUCAUCAGCUAUGUCUACCUCAAAAACUAAAUGCACACCCAACUCAUCAAGGGACCUGAAAACAUAUAAGAAGCCAUUGCAGACCAUCACAAAGUACUUUAAGGCAUCUGGAUCAAAUGGACUAUCCGCAGUGAAGUCAACUGAUAACCCAACACUUCUAGAUGGCACCAGAGAUAUGCUUAUUUUGCAAGAAUCCUCUUCAAGCUCCGGCCAAAAGAGCAGUGGGGUUUUUAAAGUCUCUGCAAAGCCCAUGAUUGAUCUCUCCGCAGUGUCUCAGCAGUUCUUGCUAAAUGACUACCUUCUAAAUGCUGACCUUACACCACCAUCGCCUAAGGGACACAUCACAGAAGCAGUUUUUAACAAUGUUGGCAAAAGGACAUGUAAUGAAAGCUUAACAAGUUCCCCAGCCAAAAAAGUAAAGAUGGCAAGGGAAAGCAAGCAAGACGUAUCAAGCAGUGCAGAUUUUUCAUUUGAAGUUAGUGAGGAUGAAGAAGAAAACAGGAUUAAUCUUGUUAAUGGAGACAUGGAAAGCCCAAAAGUUUACUUUUGCAAGCACUGUGACUACAGUGAUGUGGGCAUCCAAGGUGUGUCUACCCAUUAUCAGAGUGACCACCCUUACGUAAGAUAUACCUCUGACUACAUUGAGGAUCCGAUUAAUCAGAGUGCUACCUUCCGUUGCCUGCACUGUCCGAUUGAGUUUGUUAGUGUAGCUAGCCUCAAGAAACACUACACAAAAAAUCAUCCCGAGGCCCCAAAUGUAUUCAAGAUGCAACUACGUGAACUCCAUUUGGUUUUCAAAUGUUUUCUGUGUUCCUUUACCAUGAAUGCAUUGAAGGCCUUGAGAAGACAUUACAAGGAAAAGCACCCAACACAUGAAGUGAAUAAUGCAUUGAUGUACUGCAAAUAUUUGGCAACCGGAAGCCAGGAGGGGUCAUCUCAGUUGAAUACAUGUGAAAAGACUCCUAGUUCAGAAAGGAUUUCUACUGAGAGCGUCCCAGUACCAUGCGAGGAAGUCAAAAAUGCACCCUCAUCCCAACAUGCUACGUCCAAAGAAGCAGAUGUGGCCUUGUUUCAAUGCAACAAAUGCAAGUUCGGUCAUAAGUCAGUUGUUGUUAUGCAUGUCCACUACCAAAAAAGCCAUCCAGAAGAAGCGAUCACAAUUGACAAAAUCAAACAAUCUUCUCUUGUCACAUCACAGACGACCCCUGAAAAGAUGUCAGAGCCUCAAAAGUCUGUGAUAAUAACAGACAGAAAGAAAAUCUCAGAUUCUCCGAUUCAGGAAACAAAAGAGAAAGAUAAGAUGCCACGACAGACGAUUUCAGUUGCUCAGAUAAAUCACUCGCCAGAAACUUCAAAGACUCAUUCAGAGUCUCCCAAAACCAAGAAAGUGGAAUCUGCAGGGGACAGAACACCUGCCAAACGAGACAGGAAAAUGUCUACUGAAAUGGACAGUGUAUCCCCCACUUCACCAAAUGCAGUGUUUUACUGCCAGUUUUGCAGUUAUUCAAGUACCAAAAUAAAAAGCGUUGUUUGUCAUCACAAUGCAAAACAUUCUUUACACACACAAGUAGGUAUUCAAGAGAUCGUAAAGUAUAGCGCUGAGUUUCGGAAGAAAAAACUUCAAAAUGAAGCUAAAGCCACAGCAAAUGCAUCAUUAUCUACUUCAGUGACAAAGUGUCAUGCUUUUGCCCGUGCAGAGGACUUGUUUUACUGCCAAAAGUGCAACUAUGGAAAUCCAUCUGUAAAAGGAGUAACAACCCAUCAAUCCAAAUUGCACACAGGCUGUAAGUUUAGCACUGAAUCUGUUAUUGAGUAUACAACUUUGAUUCGUGAUCAAAUUCAAAAAUCCAAAUCUCAAGCAAAGGAGUCCUCUAUUUCUACUGGUCUACCUCUUCCUCUUUUGAAUGAAGGCGAUGAACAUAUGUUUUUCUGCCACUUUUGCAACUAUCGGCAAAGUACCGUGAACCGUAUAGUGCAUCAUUACUCCAAAACGCAUCGUGGAUUUGUGUCAAAGGCUAAACAAAUCCGUCUGCAUACUUCUAUGGUUCUUGAACAGACAAAGAAAUUGCUUCUGAAAGCAGCUGCAAACCAAGAAGUCGAUCAGACACCCGUUGAAGAAAAGAUAAAGAAAAAGGAAAAAACAAAGGGGCCUGGCAAAUCCUCUUCAGUGUCACUGUCGUCCUCAAAGAAGGCCUCACAAGCACAGAAGACCCUUCAGUGUCCUAGAUGCGCAUACAUCACUCAACAUGUGUAUCUUUUGAGGCGACAUACGCGGAAGAUCCACGUGUCACAUUGCUCAGUUUCAAAAGUUUCAAACGUGGGUUUUAAACAAGGAAAUUUACAGUCAGGGCAUCACUGUGAAUUCUGUGUUUUUUCCCACAAAAAAGCAACGAUAUUGUAUAAGCACUACCAGGAAAAACACCCAGGUCGUAGACCAUGCCAUGACCUCAUAACUGCUAGGUUAAAUGUCGGUCCUGAAACAUCCACUCCUCUAAGAUCUGGAGAAAAUGAAACAAAAAUAUAUCCAUGCAGAGCAUGUUCAUUUAAAGGUCGCUCAGUGUCGGGUAUCACAGACCACUACCGUGCUGUUCAUCCUUGGUCUGUGAAAGAAGAUGGCUCAGUCUUGGAUGUCAUCAACAGAAAGAAGCCAAGUGCAAAAAAGAAGAUGGAAGACCGCAGUGAAAUAUCUGGGUCAUUUGAAACCUACCAAGUGCCUCUUGAAUUUGACAACUCACUUGAUUCACCUCAAAAAGCAACAGAAUCUUCCACAGAGCUCAAAUGCCCUCACUGCCCAGCGCGGUUUCAUGCCUAUCAUAGUCUCAAAACUCACCUUGGAGAACACAGACAAAAUGUAACUGAAGAAGAACUGCAAGAAGAGCAACUACAAGUCCAGACAAAUGUGCAUAUCUUUAAAUGUCCACAUUGUAGCUACGUGAAUACCAAUUGUGAAGAAGUUCUCUGUCACUGUCUGAAGAAGCAUCCUAGCCUUGAAUCCAGUGCAGACAGUCUUCAUGUCGAUGAAGCACAUUUGCACCUUCAGAAGGGCUGUUCGAAAGGAACAGAUCCUGAUGGCAUGUUGAGAUAUAGUGGGUACAUGUGUAAAACCUGCCCGCAGAUCCAUUCAACGCUAGAGGAGCUGAGCAAGCACUGUGAGGAAGACCAUAAUCAAAGUGUGCCAAACCCACCCAAACCAGCACAGCAAUCUAAGACCCACAGCACUCAGGGAUCAGUAAAGCAAGGUUUCUCUUUUAAGAAGAAAACACAUGCAGUGAUCGGUUGUCAGUUCUGCUUUUAUAAAUGCACCACAAAAGUUGCUCUCCGUCAGCAUAUGCACACUUACCACAACAAUACACCUGCUUCAUCAGCUCAGGAUUGUGCAUACAAAUGCAUACUUUGUUCCAAAUCCUUUUUCCAGAGAAGGUGUCUUGGAUAUCAUUAUACUAGGAUACAUGGAAAAGAUGCCUUCCACAAAUACUAUGCACCAGUAUACCACACUGUUCUCAAGAAGUCAGCAACUACAUCUCCAGAUCAUCCUUCAAGCCACAUGGCAGAAAAUACUUCAGAUGCAUCUCAAUCCAGCACAGCGACAGAAGAAAACAAAAAAAAUGUCUUCAAGUGUCCAAAGUGUCCCUACGUGAAUGCUUGCACCCAUGGAAUUCUCACUCACUGCCAAAUGAGCCAUCCAGCCGUCGUAGCCAGGGCAGAUGAACUGAAAACAACUGAAAUACUUGUAACCAACAUGGUUGGUUGUAAGCUGGGAAAAAGCAGUAAUGAAAGAGGGUAUAUGUGUAAAAUAUGUCCACAAAUUCAUGCAUCAUUGAAGAAGCUGAAAAUCCAUUUAGAAAUGGACCAUGGAAAGGAGGCCUCCCACAAACCCAACGCCAAAGUGUACCACCAAAUAUGCAACAUGCCACAACCACCACCGCUAGUGCAACACAAGUUUAAGUGUGACAUGUGUACCUAUUCAGGAGCAAGGCGAAGGUACCUGUGGAGACACUAUAAAGUGAUUCACAAGCUUGAUGCACUUGCCACAAGCAGGCAGCUUGAAAAGUAUAAUAAACUAGGAACAAAGGUCAGUUACCUGCCUGAAGCUGAACCAGAUUCUGAGGAAAGUGGACAAAUUAAAUGUAAAAAGUGUCCCAACUUAUUCUUUUACUCAUUAGAGCUGCUUAGUGCCCACUAUAGUACCUUUCACAGCUCAGAUUGCAAAUUGGACUUCACUGUGUUAUAUCCAGUAUCAAAAAAACAUAAAGCGAUUUACAAAUGUUGCCACUGCAAGAAACGGUUGAAUGGAAUUGCAAAGCUGUGUGUCCACAUGGAUUACCACAAGAGGAAGAAAACAACGGAAAAUGCUGCAGAGGAAAUGGCUGCAAGGACAGAGGCAUCACUUGUUGAUACGAUCACACCAGAGGUCAAGUCCACUGAGCUCUGUGAGCAAGAUGAACUGCCCACGUUAGAAACUGUGGAGGAGCCAGACCAAAGCAAUGUGACUUUGCCGACAAGUCCCUUGUCAUCACCUUCAAAACCAGCUGAUGUGGAGGAGCCAGAGCCAGAGCCAGAGCCAGAGCCAGAAUCAAGAGAAGACAAACAUACUUGCAAACAGUGUGCUCAGACAUUCAUGUCACUGAAAGGUUUGCGUUGCCAUGAACGCAGCCAUGCAGCUGUGGCGGCCAUCAAGAAACUGGACAACCUGCCUACCUCAGCUUUAAAGCACACCAGUAUUGACAAAUACGUUGUGUUCAAGUCUGGGACGCGGAGGCCUUUCCAGUGUAGCAUCUGUCACUAUCGGGCGACUGUCAUGGCCCUGUGGAACAAUCAUUUUAUCAAAAACCAUCAAGAUAUCAUUAUGAAUCCUGCUGAGACUGACAACCAAGAUACGGAGAACACUCAGACGGCUGAGAAGGAGACCCCUAAUUCAUCAGAGGGACUGAACAAUUUGCCUGAACCUGAUGAAGAACUGGAAAUUGGUGAAAAAUCAAUGUACUUGGAGCCCCCAGAUGUGCAGCGGCAGUUGAACCACUUCAGCUUGAUGGCAGAGGCUGGGGCCUCAUCUAAAGCGAACGUACAAGACCCCAAGUUGCCUGUGAGCGGUCUACUUCACUGCGAGUUCUGCAAUUUUACCACUGAACAUUCAUCUAGUAUACGACGACACCUCCUAAAUCGACAUGGAAAGAAGAUGCUCAGGUGUAAAGACUGCAACUUCUUCACUGGUUUGAAGAAAAAUAUGGAUAUGCACAUUGAGACGGGCCAUUCUACCUUCGAGUCCGAGGCCACUCAUCAGAAAGACCUUCGCUGCCCUUUCUGCCUCUACCAGACCAAGAACAAGAACAACAUGAUCGACCACAUCAUCUUGCAUCGUGAGGAGCGUGUUGUGCCAAUUGAGGUGCGUCGCCCGAAGCUGUCACGCUACCUUCAAGGCAUCGUCUUCCGAUGUCACAAGUGCACUUUUACAAGCGCUAGUGCUGAAAACCUGCAUUUGCACAUGAAGAGGCACGAUGACAUCAAACCUUACAAGUGCCGACUGUGCUACUUUGACUGCACUCAGCUAUGCAACUUGGAAGCGCACCUGUGUGAUAAGCACCAGGUUGUGAGGAAUCAUGCACUUGUGGGUCAGGUCAGCCUUGAUCAACUAGAGGCAAGAGAUGGUAGGGCGCCAGAAGAAGAGGAGGAGGAAGAACCUGUGUCUAACUUGGAGAACAACAAUGAGGUUGAAGAUGUAGAAACAGAGGAGUUAGUUAUGGACUGUAAUGAAGUUUCAGAUGACACACAUGCCAAGAACCCUGCAGUAAAUGUCCUAAGGGAGAACAUGAAACUACAGAUAGUACAACCACAUCAGCCGCAAAGGCAGGGCAGCAGAAAAGCUAAUGCAAAAAGUCUCACCAGGUACGCUGCAUUUAACCUUAACCUUCCGUUUAAAAACAGUGCAAACCCAAACGCUGCUGUCCCAGAGAAGCACGGGCAGGACCCACAGGAACGAACACAGAAUGAGAUGAGCUUGCCUGACGCUGCAAAAAGACAAGGGAUCGAAAAAAGAGCAGAACCAAAAGUGGCAGAAGGGAACAGUGCAGAUGUGCAUUUUGUGGAUUGCAGUUAUCCAGAGAAAGAGAGGCAGAUGAGUGAAAAGCAGCUCAGAGGAAGUAUAGACAGCAGAAAAAUGGCAAUGCAAAAAAGAGAAGAGGCAGCAGAGGGGAGACUAGCUGGAAAAGCACAGGCACGCAAGCUCCAAAUGAAGGCGCUUCAGGAUAGAACGUCGAACAUUGAGGAGAAGGUCGAGGACGACAUACUGCGUCAUAUUCUACUGCUCGACGAUGAUGGCAGCAUCCGCCGAACACCCAAGAAGGCCGGUUAUGAUAGACUGGUUAAGAUCGAGCAGGACAUUGAAAAUGAAGUUGUAGAAAAUGUUCUUAGUCAGAUCAUUUUACUCAAUGAAGAGGACAGCAUCACUUUGGCCCAACACCCAAAAAAACACCCUGAAGAUACAACUGCGGUAACUCCAAAGAAGAGUCAAGAGUGUUUCACAGCUGAGAGACAUUUGCUGAAUCUGACACCCAACAGUGCACAAGUUAAGAUGAGCCGUAAGAAACGAGUAGAUAAGGUUUCACACUGUAAAGAAGAACACGUGCACAAUCAGACAAACUGUGAGAAGCUUGAUUAUGGAGCAAUGCCUGUACUUGAGAAAGAACCUCUAAAUGAGGAACCUCUCACACGCUGCAAAGAGGAAGAAGAAGGUGGUCGUUUGGAGCAGAGGCAGGACAGAGGAGACAAGGUCAUCACUGAAAACAACAAGAGUCGAUUCAAGGAUUGGGAACAUGCGGAGGGAAGCAUGAUGCAGGAAGCUGACAACCCAUGUGUGUCCAAAGGUGCCGUUACAGCUGUGGACGGAGCAGCUGAAGUCCGACACUCAGCGGUUACUGAGAAAAAACUGUUUACUUGUGGGUUUUGUGGACGAAACCUCACGAACAGCUGUGAACUGGAGCGUCACAUCCUGCGACACGGACUGUAACAGUUUUCCUUUUACGUGACGGAUAUUAGAAGCAGCUUUCAUCGUCUAUAUCUGCGUGGAAAGCCGGAUUUUGUUUUCAAAGGCUGUCCUCGACUCUCUUAACUAUACUUUGUAUUUUCAACCAACUAUUAAUGAAUACAAUUUUCAUGUUUUUAUAGAUUUUAAGAAUUUUGUAAUUGAAUGUUUUUCAUAUUUUACGGUUCUGUUGAUUCAAAUGUCUUUACACUGUGAACUAUUGUUGCAUAUAAACGUUUUUUUUCAUCAUCCUGUUCAUACCAAGAACUGGACCGACCUCAUUAGCACUGACUGUAGAAAUACUUGUGUUGCCUUCAGGUGCUGCUGGGUGUGCUUUUGAAUAUGAGUUGUGUGUGCAUUGCUGUUGAGCAGGAAGCUGUAAUAACAUUUUUUUGUUUGAUAUUGUAUUUAAAAAACAGGAUCUCUUUUAUUAAUUUUUUUUUUUUUAAUAUGUCAUUCCAUUUUGUUUUGAAUAAACUGAAAUUGUGUUUGA